Messenger RNA from Scomber japonicus (chub mackerel), 2583 nucleotides. Its product is annotated as transcriptional repressor CTCF-like. Gene Ontology annotation, biological process: regulation of transcription by RNA polymerase II. Bases 162 to 2429 code for a protein of 755 amino acids. Gene Ontology annotation, cellular component: nucleus. The transcript has 13 exons. The record is from RefSeq and is a predicted model, not a curated record. Lineage: Eukaryota; Metazoa; Chordata; Actinopteri; Scombriformes; Scombridae. Gene Ontology annotation, molecular function: RNA polymerase II transcription regulatory region sequence-specific DNA binding; DNA-binding transcription factor activity, RNA polymerase II-specific.
UGUUAGGCCCACUCUCCCAAAGCAAAGCGGGAGAAAAGUGUUAGCCCGACCCACACAGCGCGCACACACGUCCUCAGCGGGACUGAAGGGAGCAGCACACACCGCCGCAGUCUUCAGGACGAGAUUACCGGAGAGAAAGAAGCACUCGUCGGCCCGUUGCCAUGGAGGGCGAGGUUGUUUCCAUGGAGACCACUCAGCCUGCUGCCCUGGCUUCUGAAGGGAAGGUCCUGCCAGAGGGCAGAGAGGCCUUGAUCCAAGGGGCAGCCAUGGCUCCACAAGGGGAGGUGGCUGGUAACAUGGAGAUGAUGGUGAUGGAUGCUCUCGAUCCGACUCUGCUGCAAAUGAAGACGGAGGUGUUGGAGGGAGGUGGCACAGUGACUGUCACUGGUGGAGAAGAGGGUCAGAUCAUCACCCUCCAGGUGGUGAAUAUGGAGGAGCAGGCAGGGGCGGCUUUAGGACUCGGGCAGCUUCAGCUGGUGCAGGUGCCUGUCACAUCAGGGACUGUAGAGGGGUUUCAGGCCACAUACGUUGAUGCUUCAACAGCUAACAAGGACGCAGAUCCGGUUAUUUGUCAUACUCUUCCCUUGCCUGAGGGCUUCCAGGUGGUGAAAGUGGGCGCCAAUGGAGAAGUGGAGACUGUGGAGCAGGAUGAGCUCCAGGCAGCCCACGAUGAGCUUCAAGGGACACAGGAAGAGGAUGAAGAGCCAGCAGAAGAGCAACCCCCUGAGAGCCUGCAAGACGACCCUGAUUGGCACAAGGACUCAGACUACCAGCCUGUUAGCGGUCUCCGUAAAGGAAAGAAAGGAAAGAAGAGCCGACUGCGCUAUGGAGAGGGUGAUCGUGGCAUGGACGUCUCUGUGUACGACUUUGAAGAAGAGCAGCAGGAGGGGCUGCUGUCAGAAGUGAAUGCUGAGAAGGUUGUGGGCAACAUGAAACCACCAAAACCCACCAAGAUCAAGAAAAAAGGUGUAAAGAAGACUUUCCAGUGUGAGCUCUGUAGCUACACCUGUCCACGUCGCUCCAACCUGGACCGACAUAUGAAGAGCCACACAGACGAGAGACCGCAUAAAUGUCAUCUGUGUGGAAGAGCCUUUAGAACAGUCACACUGCUGAGAAACCACCUCAACACACAUACAGGCACACGACCACAUAAAUGCCAAGACUGUGACAUGGCAUUUGUGACCAGUGGUGAGUUGGUGCGCCAUCGUCGCUACAAACACACACACGAGAAGCCCUUCAAGUGCUCCAUGUGCGACUAUUGCAGUGUGGAGGUGAGCAAGUUGAAAAGGCACAUCCGCUCUCAUACUGGGGAGCGGCCCUUCCAGUGCAGUCUCUGCAGCUACGCCAGCAGGGACACUUACAAGCUGAAGAGACACAUGAGGACACAUUCAGGUGAGAAGCCGUAUGAGUGCUACAUCUGCCACGCUCGUUUCACACAGAGCGGCACCAUGAAGAUGCACAUUCUGCAGAAACACACGGAGAACGUGGCCAAGUUCCACUGCCCACACUGUGACACUGUCAUUGCACGCAAGAGUGACCUUGGUGUUCACUUGCGGAAGCAGCACUCAUUUCUUGAAACGGGAAAGAAAUGUCGUUACUGUGACGCUGUGUUUCAUGAGCGAUAUGCUCUUAUCCAACACCAGAAGACCCACAAGAAUGAGAAACGUUUCAAGUGUGAUCAGUGUGACUAUUGCUGCAGACAGGAACGCCACAUGAUAAUGCACAAACGUACACACACAGGGGAGAAGCCAUUUGCCUGCAGCCAGUGUGACAAAACAUUUCGGCAGAAGCAGCUUCUGGACAUGCACUUCAAGCGCUACCACGACCCCCACUUUGUGCCCACCGCCUUCAUCUGCAGCAAGUGCAACAAGACAUUCACCCGCAGGAACACGAUGCUGCGUCACACUGAGAACUGCACAGGUGAAGAUGUCGAAGAAAAUGGAUCUCCACCCAAAAAGAGUCGCCGUGGCAGGAAGAGGAAGAUGCAGGCCAGGAAAGACGACGACGAUGAUGACGAUGACACAGAGGGUGACAUGGAUGAGGCAGAAGAUGAAGAGGAUCUGCUGGCUGAGAUUGAGAUGGAACAGGCCCCACCAGUCGUCCCCAUCCCGGCCCCUGUGGAGCCACCAGUCAAGAGGAAACGUGGUCGGCCCCCGAAAAACAAACCUGACACGGCUGCUAUCAUCCGUGUGGAGGAUGAAGCCACUGGAGAGGUGGAUGACAUCAUUGUGAAGAAGGAGGUCGGAGCUGACCAAGAUGAUCAGGAGGACGAGUCCGCUGAGGAGGUGGUGGUCGGCGGAAGGAAGUCGACCAUCCAGCUGGAGGAGUUGCCCCAGGGGGAGGAGGCGGCACAUGGGGUGCAGCUGUCAGAUGCCCCACCUAAUGGAGACCUCACCCCUGAGAUGAUCCUCAGCAUGAUGGACCGGUGAUGGAUACCAGGGGCCGACCCUGUAAACACACACCAGACCCUCGGUUCACAUUUUCUUUUAAUUCUUGGUAUUUGGGGUUAUAAAAACUUGCAUCAUGCACAGAAACAAACAUCACUGUUGUAAUUUAAGAUUUGCUUUUUAAUCAUGUAUUGAU